AAAAUACAGCUUUCCCUUACAUUUUGCAGUGCUAUCAGCUAUUAUCCCCUCCCCUCAGAAACAUGAAGUUUGUCUACCUCGCUACCCUCGCACUUGCUGUGGCGGCGCUCGCCAAUCCUGGGUCGUACUAUCCCCUCCAAACCUAUUCCGGGUACUCACCCAACAACCACGGCGACCCAUCCUACAUGUUGCCUAGUAAGGAACUAGUCAGCUUUAACAACCCUACUCCAGUCGUGCUACCUACCAAGCCUACUUCCACCCCCACAGCCACAUCCACUUCCUCAACCUCAUAUGACUACAGCUAUGAGAUCGAUCUGUCGGGCUUCAAUAGCAAAAUCACACACUUUUUCGUCAGCUACUCGGACCCAUGGGUUUCUGGGGGUGUAGGUGUCGGCAGUGUAUUGCCAAAACCCACCCCGCCACCUCCUCCCACUCUGGGCGUCAUUUGCGACAGGAGUUUCCCGGGCCUGCUGGCUGGCAUAGGACUCGACCUGGGCUUGCGCUUGAACCUCUCCCUGAUCGGCAUCAACGCCUGUAUCGGUCUCUGAAGCAGAUCUACAAUGCUGCCUGGAAUUAAUCUAAUACUCUUGAACAAUCACCGACGCGAACCGGACCUUUUUCCAGCAGUUUUUGUCGCCCACUUGGCUCACGUUCCUUUGACG
Linderina pennispora is the source of this 662-nucleotide messenger RNA. RefSeq lists its product as uncharacterized. NCBI's taxonomy places the organism in Eukaryota, Fungi, Kickxellomycota, Kickxellomycetes, Kickxellales, Kickxellaceae. The record is from RefSeq and is a predicted model, not a curated record. The coding region runs from base 63 to 548 and encodes 161 amino acids. The transcript has a single exon.